Molecule: messenger RNA, 3720 nt
Organism: Triplophysa rosa
Lineage: Eukaryota; Metazoa; Chordata; Actinopteri; Cypriniformes; Nemacheilidae
Gene: sgsm2
Product: small G protein signaling modulator 2
Exons: 24
Coding region: 212-3382 (1056 amino acids)
Molecular function (GO): GTPase activator activity
Source: RefSeq, a predicted model, not a curated record
GCCAGCGGUGAUUGCGUCAUAAAGGAACGGAAGAUGGCUUCACGAUGCGCUAUAGCGGUGCUUAGAUGCGUCAACGCUCAGCUGUCAGGGCACACGUUUAUAUGAAAAGGAAGGAAGGAAGGAAGGAUAAAGAAAUAUUGGGGAAGAAGACUCGCGAGCCAUCCAGGUUUAUGUCUCCUGACAGUGUGUGUUUGUUGAACAGUCAGGGACAAUGAGUUCGACCACAGAUGAAGAAUUUAAAGAGAAAUUACUAUGGAACGUGAAAAGAGAAGUGAAGCAGAUAAUGGAGGAGGCUGUGACCAAGAAGUUUGUGCACGAGGACAGCAGCCACAUCAUCGCACUUUGCAGUUCCAUUGAGGCUUGCUUAAGCCACCUGCUGAAGCGACGAGCCGCUGGGUUCCUCCGCAGCGAUAAGAUCGCCGCCCUCUUCACCAAGAUCGGCAAGGUGAACGCCACGGCGAGCGAGGUGUGCCGCAAGGUGCAGGAGCAGCUACAGCAGCAGAGCGAAAUCGCCAGGAGAACCCAGAGCACAGGGCAGGAGCCUCUCAGGAGACAGGGUUCCUCUGCAGGCCGGGCUCCUCAGCCUCUCUCUGCCCAGGCCAUCAAACACAUAUGGGUCCGCACAGCGCUCUUUGAGAAGGUCCUGGACAAAAUUGUGCAGUAUAUUGUGGAUAAUGCAAGUAAGUAUUAUGAAAAGGAGGCUCUCAUUCACGAUUCGGUGUUUGGUCCCAUACUGGCUGCACUUCUGGUUGGUCCCUGUGCACUGGAGUACACCAAGCUCAAGACGUCAGAUCAUUUCUGGACGGACCCAUCAGCAAAUGAGCUUGUGCAAAGACACCGCAUCCACGGGGCCCACAGAGGACAAGAGGUCUCACCAGGUCGCAGGCCUGCCCUCGGGAUCCGGAAGCGGCAGUCCAGUGGCAGCAUGUCUGAGGAUAAAUUCGCGGCCUCGGCAAGAGAGUAUGUCGAAUCCCUCCAUCAAAACUCACGUGUUCACUUGCUGUACGGAAAGAACAACGUACUCGUUCAACCGAAAAAGGAUAUGGAGGUCCUGCGUGGUUACCUGUCCCUUCAUCAGGCAGCUGAGACCCUCACGCUGAAGUGGACGCCCAAUCAGCUGAUCAACGGCACACUGGGAGACUGCGACCUGGAGAAGAGUAUUUAUUGGGAUUACGCAUUGACUGUGCCUUUAAAACAGAUCGUCUGCAUUCAUUGUCACCAGCGCCCGGACUGUGGUGGUACUCUGGUGUUAGUAAGUCAGGAUGGGAUCCAGCGGCCUCCUCUGCACUUCCCUCCUGGGGGUCACCUGCUAGCUUUUCUGUCCUGCCUGGAGACAGGUCUGUUGCCCCGGGGUCUGCUGGAGCCCCCUCUCUGGUCACAGAGGGGUAAGGGCAAAGUUUUCCCUAAACUUCGUAAAAGGAACAGCACGGCCCGUUUGGUGGAUCAAGAUGGAGAUGGAGAGGAACAGAUUGCUGCAGACUAUGUGUUUCGUAUCGUUUAUCCGGGAUACCUUCACGACUCAACAGUCACUAUAAACUACCACCACACCACGGGCAGCCGUGCGCCCUCUCUGGACGAUGACGAGGAGGAGGAAGAUAGACUUCAUGCAAUGAUCUCAAUGAUCUGCUCACGGAACCUCACAGACCCUAAUGUCAUGAAAGACCACGGGGAUAUGGUGGAGAUGCAGGGCUUUGGCGGCAGUCCGUUGUCAUGGCAGCAGGGCGAGUGCACCAGUCGUAUGUCAUCGUGUUUGUCCUGCUCCACCGGAGGCAGCAACGCCUCCGUCGAGCUUCCCGCAAGCUGCACGUGCAUGCACGACCGCAUUCCUCUGAAGAUGCUGUGCCAAAAUAUGAAGAGACAGAUUGUGUCUCGAGCGUUUUAUGGCUGGCUGGCGUACUGUCGACAUCUGUCAACCGUGAGGACUCACCUCUCAGAGCUGGUCAACCAUAAUAUCGUCCCUCUGGACAAACAGUGUGAAGCUUCCGGGGGGCUUAGUAAAGACGUGUGGAGUAAAUAUCAGAAGGACUGUAAGAAUUAUAAAGAGCUGGAGCUGCUGCGAUUGGUUUAUUACGGAGGGGUGGAGCAUGAGAUCAGAAAAGAGGUGUGGCCGUUUUUGUUAGGUCACUAUAAAUUUGGAAUGGACAAGAAAAACAUGGCACAGAUUGAUGAGAAGAUCACAGCGAGGUAUCAGCAGGUGAUGCGCGAGUGGAAGGCGUGUGAGGUCAUUGUGAAACAGCGGGAGAAGGAGAUGCAGUCGGCCAUCUUUGCCAAGCUGUCGUCAGGCAGCAGUAUAGACAGUCACGUCCUCAGACUCAUCCACAGAGACUCUACCAUCAGCAAUGAGGUAUUCAUGUCAGUGGAUGAACCUGAUGCCGGUGGUCAUGGCACAUCAUGCGAGGGAGAAAGUACACCCACCUUAACCACUAUGGUGACCCCGGCUAUGUUAGCCCCAGAUGAGAGACCUCUGGUGGAGUUUGACUCUCCAGAUUCAGGUCUGCCCUCCUCCAGACACUACUCGGUGACAUCUGGACAUUCCCAAAUCAUGUCUAGCAUCGAUGACGGACAGAGCAUGGAGGAGGACACCACGCCCACCGGGACUAUAGAGGAGCAGGGCGGACAGGACUCUUUGAGUGAAGAUAAACUCUGCAGUCAGCUGGAAAGACUCACAACCACCAAUGAGGGCACUGCACCUUCCUUUUCCUCUUAUACGAUUGAGUUGUUGGACACGGUGGCGCUGAAUCUGCACAGAAUUGAUAAAGACGUCCAGCGCUGUGACCGUAACUACUAUUACUUCACUACCAGCAAUCUGGAGAAACUACGCAACAUCAUGUGCAGUUACGUGUGGGAACAUCUGGAGAUUGGCUAUGUGCAAGGCAUGUGUGACCUUCUAGCCCCUCUGAUGGUCAUUCUGGAUGAUGAGUGCUUGGCCUACAGCUGUUUCACUCAGCUCAUGAAAAGAAUGAGUCAGAAUUUCCCUACCGGAGGAGCUAUGGACACUCAUUUCGCCAACAUGAGGUCACUCAUACAGAUCCUGGACUCGGAGUUGUUUGAGCUCAUGCAUCAGAAUGGAGAUUACACCCAUUUCUACUUCUGUUAUCGCUGGUUCCUUUUAGACUUCAAAAGAGAGCUUCUCUAUGAGGAUGUGUUUGCAGUAUGGGAGGUCAUCUGGGUGGCCCCCCGCAUCUCUUCCAAGCACUUCGUCCUCUUCAUUGCACUGGCCUUGGUGGAGGUGUACAGGGACAUCAUCCUGGACAACAACAUGGACUUCACAGACAUCAUCAAAUUCUUCAACGAGAUGGCAGAGCGCCACGACGUGCAGCACAUUCUCCGAAUAGCGCGGGAGUUGGUACACAAGGUCCAGACCCUCAUUGAGAACAAGUGAGGAUGGAGAGAACGGAAGACUAACGCCCGCCAAGCCUUGCCUUGCCGUUUCUAAUCUUCUUCUCGCUCUCAGCACGAGGCUUUGGACCACCACCGGUCUCGUGGGCCUCAACUUCUGACUCUGAAUAUCGUUUGCCUGCCACAGAAUGCCGUUGUGUCAGACUCUGACGUUGUCUGCAUGCUCGUGGUGUUUUAAGCACACUGUGACUGAGGUUUUUUCAUUUUUUGCCGUACACGCCUCCAGCACAUACUGUAUACACUGCAAAAAAUGACUUUCUUACCAAGUAUUUUUUUCUUAUUUUUCCAGUAAAAAUGUCUAAACAUUCUUGAAUCAAGAAG